CAGUUCCCUGCCACCACAGCAGUAAUUAUUUCACUCCCAGCAGUUGCCGUAAUGGCCUCGGUCCUGCCCUUACCUCAGCUGUUUUGCUUUCAGCCACAGCUGAUACCCUGUUCUAAGGUGUAUAUGCAUUCAUCUUAUCCUGAGGCACAUUCAGGGGUGGGUAUCCUACAUCCCUCCCCACCUCAAGAAAAAUGUAACGGUUAGCUAAACUGCCACCAUCUGAGUGUCCAUGCUGGUAUCAACUUUGGGCCCCCAGCUAAGUUAAUAUGCCCUGGGGCCCCCAGCUAAGUUAAUAUGCCCUGGGGCCCCCAGCUAAGUUAAUAUGCCCUGGGGCCCCCAGCUAAGUUAAUAUGCCCUGGGGCCCACAUCCUGCUUUCUGGACCACUGCUCUAUUCAGUUUCCUCUCUGAUGCUGGUACAGGCACACAAGGGCGUAACUUUGGAGUAAACAUCAGGGGCGUUGAGGUCCUCACCCAUUCAUCGUGAUUAUUUGGGGUGUGGGGGGUUGCAUUGCCUGGUUCGGAUUAUUAGGAUUUGGGUUACGACCCGAAGUCACCGAAGAGACUUCGAAAUUUUGGGUUAUUUGGGUUACGACCCUAACCCCAUAAUUUACACCCAUGAUACCACAUACAGUAUAAAAAACAAUGAAAUCUACUCCAAUACCUCAGUUGACCAUCAAGCACAGUCUAUUCAUAUGCACCGUAUUUGUGUCUGCAAUCUGCUCCUUGCUGUGUAGCUGUCCUCUGUUGCCUCAGUAAACGCUACUUAAGCAAUAAAACAGUUAAUGAGUACUUCUUAGCUACUGACAUCCUCAGUAAUAAUAAUUAUAUAUGAGGGAAAAAAAUUGAAAAUGGUACCUGUCAUCUUCAUCACCUCUUCAUUGACUGAUCUUGAAAAAUCUGGCACUUAGGCCAAACUGCAUGUCCUUGGCUUAUGUCCCAUGAUGCCGCAGGGCUGUAAAGCGCUGGCAGAUACUGCUGAGUAAGUGCUGGGGCUUUAAUGGUCAUGAUUCCCGGGGAAGGGGGUUAGAUGUCGUCAGCAGGAACACGCCCUUUAGCUCAGCAUAGAGGAUCAAAGUCCAGUCAGCUGGGCCACUUCUGGUUCUCAGAGUGGUUGGAGGACAGCAGGCUACUUUUCCUGGGACCUGCAAGGAGUUUCUUACCUUUAAACCUCUGAGGGUUCCUGGCUCUAUGUGACAGGGAACUGACUCAAUACAAAGCAAGGGAUACCAAACCAUCAGACAUGGAGACCAACGUGACCCAGAUUUCCCGGGAGGACCUGGAGGAGCUGAGAGAGGCGUUCGAUAAAAUUGAUAUUGACAACAGCGGCUACGUGAGUGACUUCGAGCUGCAAGAGCUCUUCAGAGAGGCCAGCUUCUCGCUUCCUGGCUUCAAGGUGCGGGAGAUAGUGGAAAAAUUCAUGGCUGCUGCUGACACCAACAAGGAUGACAAGAUUACGUUUGAGGAGUUUGUUUCGAUGUACCAGGAACUGAAGAGCCAAGAUAUCAGAGAGUCUUUUCGGAAAGCCAUAACCAGGAGAGAUGGGAUCAGGUCAUUUGGUGGCACCUCUGGAAUCUCCAGUGAAGGAACCCAGCACUCCUACUCUGAUGAAGAGAAGGUGGCCUUUGUUAACUGGAUCAACAAGGCCUUGGCAGAUGAUUCUGACUGUAAGCACCUCGUUCCCAUGGACCCCGUCAACGAAAGCCUCUUCAAAUCUGUCAAGGAUGGCAUCUUGCUCUGCAAAAUGAUCAAUUUAUCCCAACCGGACACGAUUGACGAGAGGGUCAUAAACACAAAGAAACUCACGACUUUUACGAUGACCGAGAACCUGGUACUGGCGCUUAACUCCGCCUCCGCCAUUGGCUGUACAGUCAUCAAUAUAGACGCCCAGGACCUGAUGUCCGGCAAGCCGCACCUGGUGCUGGGCCUGCUGUGGCAGAUCAUAAAGAUCGGCCUGUUCGCCGACAUCGAGAUCUCCAAGAACGAAGCUCUCAUCGCACUGCUGCAGGAGAGCGAGGAGAUGGACCACCUGCUCUCCUUGUCUCCAGAGGAGCUUCUGCUCCGUUGGGUAAACUACCACCUGAGCAAUGCCGGAUGGCAGCCAAUUGGCAACUUCGGCGAUGACAUCAAGGAUUCCAAGGCCUACUUCCACCUUCUCAAUCAAAUAGCACCCAAGGGGGAAAAUGAGGACGAGCUGAUGGUCGUCGUCGACAUGUCGGGAUUUAAUGAGCCGGAUGACGAGAAGCGGGCGGAGCUCAUGCUGAGGCAGGCAGCGCGGCUCGACUGCCGGCAGUUCGUCACCCCGCAGGACGUCGUGGCCGGGAACCAGAAGCUGAACAUGGCCUUCGUCGCCAACCUGUUCAACACAUAUCCGGCAGUCAGCAGGCCCUCCGACAACGGCAUUGACCCCACUCUGCUGGAGGAGCUGACCCCUCCCAUUGUAGGGGAAUCCAGAGAGGAGAGAACGUUCCGGAACUGGAUGAACUCCUUAGGGGUGACACCAUACGUCAACCAUCUAUAUCGCGACCUGGUAGAUGCCCUGGUCAUAUUUCAAUUGUAUGAGAGGAUCCAGGUCCCAGUGGACUACAGGAAAGUAAACAGGCCACCUUAUGCAGCGCUGGGAUCCAACAUGAAAAAGCUUGAGAACUGCAACUAUGCCGUUGACUUGGGGAAGCAGGAAGCGAAGUUUUCCCUGGUGGGGAUCGGCGGAGAGAAUAUAAACGAGGGGAGUCAGAUGCACACCCUGGCCCUGGUCUGGCAGAUAAUGAGGAGGUACACGCUGAUGGUGCUUUCUGUUCUGGGAGACGGCGAAAAAGUCAACGACCAGAUUAUCAUCGACUGGGUGAAUGAUUCACUACAACGAGGGAAGAAGAGUACGUUCAUCACCAGCUUCAAGGAUAAGUCGAUAAGCACAAGCCUGCCAGUAAUUGACCUUAUCGACACCAUUGCCCCGAACGCCAUAAAAGCAGAGAUGGUGAAGAGAGACGACUUCACCAAUGAUGACAAACUUAAUAAUGCAAAAUACGCUAUUUCGGUGUCUCGUAAAAUUGGGGCGAAGGUCUAUGCUCUCCCGGAGGACCUGGUGGAGGUGAAACCGAAGAUGGUGCUGACGGUGUUUGCAUGCUUGAUGGCUCUGGGCCUGAAGAAGGUGGCGGGUUGAUACCCCCACCUGACCCCCCCGUGUGACUGCCCCCGUCCCAUACCCGGGCCCCCAUCCAAGCUGUCGACUGUGAUUUUAUCAUCAUAUAAUGCUGUCUGUGGGACCUUCGGCAUCUUCACUGGGUUUCAUGGGAUUUGUGGCAUUUUCUUCUCAUCUCAUCAUGUCCUCAAAUUCAGGAUCUUUAAAGUUGAAUAUAGUCCAAUAUGAUUUCGAUUGUCCUUUUUCCCUGCGUGAUAAAUAUCAAAGUUUUAUGUUUUGUUUUGUUUUUUAAUUUAAUAAUAAAAUCAUAUUUACCCAGUAA
Messenger RNA from Brienomyrus brachyistius, 3459 nucleotides. It is a transcript of the gene pls1, whose product is annotated as plastin 1 (I isoform). Gene Ontology annotation, molecular function: calcium ion binding; actin filament binding. Lineage: Eukaryota; Metazoa; Chordata; Actinopteri; Osteoglossiformes; Mormyridae. The record is from RefSeq and is a predicted model, not a curated record. Bases 1242 to 3158 code for a protein of 638 amino acids. Gene Ontology annotation, biological process: actin filament bundle assembly; actin filament network formation. Gene Ontology annotation, cellular component: actin filament; actin filament bundle; cytoplasm. The transcript is spliced from 17 exons.